CUCAUUUUCUGGGUUGAUCAAACAACCCACUAAACAAAGAAAAUAUGGAAGCUGCAAUGGGGUUGAUGCGAAGGAUUCAUCCUAAGCACACUGAUACCGCUCUCUCUGCUCUUCUUUCUCUCAUGCCUGAGCAUUCCUCUGAUCUCCUCUCUCAAGUCGAUCAACCUCUCCAGGAUGCCAGAUUAAGUAGAUUAUUUUCUGGUUUGCGGAAGCAGGUUUUAUGUGAUCAAGAAAGUGGAAAGGAGUUCAUAUUGUGUGAAUAUAACAGAGAUGCUGAUUCCUACAGGUCGCCAUGGACAAAUAAGUACCAGCCACCAUUGGAGGAUGGCCUUUAUCCUUCUGUAGAGCUGAGGAACCUCGAAAUUGAAGCCAAUGAUGUUUUUACUGUAUAUUGUGACCAGUAUUAUGAAGGUGGAAUUUCAUCUGUUUAUAUGUGGGAAGAUGAUAAUGAAGGAUUUGUCGCAUGCUUCUUGAUAAAGAAAGAUGGUUCAAAGUCUGGUCAUGGGCGAAGAGGUUAUUUGCAUGAAGGACAGUGGGAUGCCAUCCAUGUUAUUGAGGUGGGACCUGAGGAUGAAGGAACUGCAAGGUACUGUUUAACCAGUACUGUCAUGCUAUCUUUGACUACAAAUAGUGACUCCUGCGGGACAUUCAGCUUAUCUGGAUCUAUUAGAAGACAGAUGAGUGUGCAACUGUCAGUGACCGAAGGUCAUCUUUGUAACAUGGGAAAAAUGAUUGAAGAAUUGGAAGGCAAGCUUCGAAACUCCCUGGAUCAGGUUUACUUUGGGAAGACAAGAGAGAUGGUUUGCACUUUGCGGCCACCUGCUGAAUUGGCAACGAUGAAACUGCCUGAUAGCUGAUUUGUAUGUCUUUGAAUCAUGAUCUAAAAGUAUUAUAUUGUGGAUUAUUAGUGUAUUAUCGUCAUUUAUUUGAAUCUCUGGUUAUGUGUUCCAGAAUUUGGUUGAAUUGGAAUUCAAUAUCCUCUUGUAGACUUUACCAUUUUGUUGGCUCUCGCUUAAUUUUUGAAAUUGUUUUUGGUUCUAUGAUAUUACUUGUGGAGCUUCAGCUUGCAAUUUGUAUUACUGUUUUUUUUUUUAUAUAUAUAUAAAAAAAUAUUUUAUUUGUGUGCAA
Molecule: messenger RNA, 1128 nt
Organism: Chenopodium quinoa (quinoa)
Lineage: Eukaryota; Viridiplantae; Streptophyta; Magnoliopsida; Caryophyllales; Amaranthaceae
Product: probable F-actin-capping protein subunit beta
Exons: 8
Coding region: 45-857 (270 amino acids)
Biological process (GO): actin cytoskeleton organization; barbed-end actin filament capping; cell morphogenesis
Cellular component (GO): F-actin capping protein complex; cytoplasm
Molecular function (GO): actin filament binding
Source: RefSeq, a predicted model, not a curated record